AUGCUCGGAUGGAUGCUGGGGCGCGGGGAGAACGCGCCGGACGCGAUGGAUACUGGCGAUACCGCUACGAUCGAGAUGCCAGAUACUCCUGCGCCCGUAUUUGCUGCCAGAGCGUUCAAAAGUGCGCUCUUCGGCACUCCCGUCCGAGAUGCGCAGCGAGCAUCGCGGGACAAGGCUAGAGCGGCGAAAUCGACAGCUUUCACAACGGAUCAAGGUUCGGAUACUCCACUGAAGCCGCAAGGGAUCCUAUUGACACCUGGCACGGGAGCUUCGAGGCGGAAACGCGUAUCGUUCAACCAUGAUCUUGCCACGACAAAGACCAUUUCCCCAAAUAACGAGGGGGUUGCCGUUAGCAAGCGAACUCGUUUGUCCGAUGUUCUCGAUAAAGCGAGGCGCAAAAGCACCACCAACGUUUCCAACCAGACAGAGACUUUUACUGCCAAAGACGAGUCAGGCGAGUCGGACUGGGAGGAAGAAGAGCUUUACGAUGAAAAUGGUGAGAUCAACGGCCAAGAUCUUACAGUAGAUCUGAACGAGCCACAUUCUCAAUCUGGAAAAUAUUGGAAAGAGCAAUUCGAAAAAUAUCACCAGGAAGCGCGGGCGGAAAUGGAGAAGCUACUAAAAUACAAGAAACACCUCAAAUCUUAUGCGGAGGAGAAAGAUUUAGAAGCCAUCCAUCUGGCGCAGAGACUCAAAGAAGAACAAGAAAAGGUGGUUGCUAUGGAGAAGAAGAUUACAGAAAAUGCAAACUACAUGGUAUCAAAACAGAAAGGAGCCUCCAGUAGUAGCGAGACCACAGAGUUACUGGCGACUCUAACAAAGCAAACUGCUCUUGCGGCUCAGUACCGGCAUAGAGUUCAGGAACUGGAAGCCCAGCUUGAAGAACUGCAUCAGGGACGGGAAGACGACGAGGAAGCAAGAGAAUGGAGGCGGCUACAAGGCACGACUUCGCCCAACACAGCGAAGACUAUAAUCGAAACUCAGCGAGAGUUGCGACGAUCUCGAGCGCAACUCAAGGAGCUGGAUGCCCUGCGCAGCCAAGUAUCCUCACUCAAGGCUCAGCUAAAGACUGCCGAGCAACGAAGGAUUCCGGAUUUUUCAACUACUGACGACUUUAACGAUACGGCGAUUGUGAGAGAGCUCAAGGCACAGCUUAGGCAAGCAAAAGAAGCAUCGUCGACGAAAGACGACGAACUUCGCCAGGUGAAGAGGGAUUUUGAGGUGUUUAAGAAGGAGAGCGAAGCUCACGAUGCCGAUACCAAGGCCGUUCUUGAGCGCGCUCAAACAAAGAUCACAGAUCUCAAAAAAGAGCUCAAGACUCUCAAGGCCGGGAAAGCGGCUAACACAGCCCAGCCUACAGACAUGUUAUCAAGGCCCCCUGUCGCUACGAAUGGGGUCCGGAGGAGUAUUGACGUAGCAGACCUUGAAAGGCCCCGGCAACUCCCCGAGGCAAGCAGCUCCAAACUUCGCACCUUGCGAGACAAAUAUCGAAGGGAUGGCACGCCGAAGACGGCAACAAAGUCAAGGGACCCUGCUGAAGCCCCGGGUUACCAGUCGAACGACGAAAAUCUCCUUUGGCAGUCAUUUGUACCGAGGUCCUCUACUAAGAGAAGAGCCUCCGUCAGUGGAGAAGCGCCCAGACUGGCGAAACCCACAAUCCAUCCCAAGAGCUCAUCAUCUUCCGAUGACAUAGAGGCCGAGGUCGACCUUUUGCAAGAUCACUUUGCUCGCCUCGGCGGACCUGACGCGGGCAAAGGCAAACUCAAAGACGUAUCCAACGACAUUAAUAGCAAACGUUCGUUACCACCGGAACGCCGAGCUGCCGCCCUUGCUCGGAUCGAGAAGAGAAUGGCCGAAAAGAGAGCCCGGCGACGGGAUGGAACUGACAAGGAAAAUCUCCAAAUGGCAUCACCUCCUCAUGCAUCGGUCGAUGAGAUUCAAAGUGAAAUUGCCCUCUUAGAAAGUCGCCUAGACGAGGCAAAGGCUCGGCUCAGCGCUGUCGGCUCAGCUUCAGCGCCCUCAAUACCAUUCCGCCCUCAACUAUCCGCCUCCUCAUCCACGCACUUCCUCUUCCUCCUCUCCGACUCCGCCCUCCCCAUCGGCUCCUUUGCCUUCAGCAGCGGCCUCGAGUCCUUCGCCGCGCACAACCGCCGCGCCUCCUCCUUCAGCACGUUUCUGCCUCUAUCGCUCUCAUCCUAUGCCUCCACAACGCUGCCUUUUGUGCUUGCCGCGCAUCGCCAUCCCGCCUCUCUCGCAGCUCUCGACGACGAGCUCGAUGCGGCCGUGAUCUGCACUGUCGGGCGGCGCGCCAGCGUCGCUCAGGGAAGAGCCCUGCUGAGCAUCUGGGAGCGCUCGUUCAAGGCGACUCUGGUCCCGGGCAGCGAGGACGAUGCACUCACCUUGAGGGACUUUUCGACGCUGCUGAGGCGCGAGAGCAACAAGGCGGGCGGCGAGGCUCCCCUCGUUUCGGCGCAUCUUGGCCCGCUGUUCGGCGCGAUUUGCGCCAUCGUGGGGUUGACGCUGAGACAGACGGCCUAUGUCUUUAUGCUGAGUCACGUCAAGGCGUUGAUAUCGGCAGCAGUGAGGGCAAAUAUGUUUGGGCCCUAUCAAGCACAGAAACUGCUUGCCAGUGAGAAUGUGCAGACCAUGAUCAACGCCAUGGUGGAGAGGGAAUGGGAUACGCCGGUUGAGGAGGCUGGGCAGAGCGUACCGAUUGUUGAUUUAUGGGUUGGGCGACAUGAGCUGCUUUACUCGAGAAUUUUCAAUAGCUGA
Molecule: messenger RNA, 2772 nt
Organism: Trichoderma gamsii
Lineage: Eukaryota; Fungi; Ascomycota; Sordariomycetes; Hypocreales; Hypocreaceae
Exons: 4
Coding region: 1-2772 (923 amino acids)
Molecular function (GO): nickel cation binding
Source: RefSeq, a predicted model, not a curated record